Penicillium egyptiacum is the source of this 1752-nucleotide messenger RNA. Lineage: Eukaryota; Fungi; Ascomycota; Eurotiomycetes; Eurotiales; Aspergillaceae. The record is from the annotation of a GenBank genome assembly.
AUGGCUGACCGCCAAAAGGGGAGAUAUUCUAAUGGAUCUGGCAAAACCUGUCAAAACUGCGCAAGGGCUAAGAUUCGCUGCAUUCGUUCUGAGGCUACAGGGAGUUGCGACCGGUGCGCCCGCUUGGGGAAAUCCUGUCACUUCCGGGAGGGCCGAAUUGUAAAGUCUACAAGUCAAUGGGAUAGUAAAGACAGGAUUGAGGCACUGGAGGCCAAAGUAGAUCAGCUGCUGGCCCAAUCAGGGGCGAUAAUUCCGACAAACGGCCGCACGGCCGAGGUGACUUCGAGUACUUCUGCAGACGCGAAAGAUGUCAUCGACCAAGGGCUACUUACCAUAGACGCCGCCAACAUGCUACUGAAUGAAUUCCGAACGACACUCAUGCCACACUGCCCGUUCGUGAUAAUCUCACCGCAGACGACAGCCGAAACACUGCGAGAAGACAAGCCAUUUCUUCUUCUCACUAUCCUCACGGCCGCUCUGCAUGACAAUAUGCCUCUGCAGCGUACCCUAGAGAAGCAGGUAAAGAAGGUGAUCAGUGACUGUAUGAUCUUUGAUGGCAAAGUUUCGUUCGAGAUACUUCAGGGGCUUUUGGUUCAUCUUGCGUGGUGCCAGUAUCACUCUAGACCCCGUCGGUUCUCCCAAUAUCUACAUCUUGCGAUCAGUAUCAUCACUGAUCUACAACUCGACCGUCCUCCGGAACAUCGAUUCUGGAGAACCAGAGUAAAUUUUCAUACUGAGCUGGACAGAAAGUCUGUGUCCUGGGGACGGGAAGAAAAGAGAGCUGUUAUUGGAUACUCCUAUCUGUCAUCUUCGCAAGGAUGCUCCUUCCCAUACUCACCAUAUUUCGAGAGUAUGUGCAAGUUAUUGGCCGCAGAUGCAGAGUAUCCGUCAGACAGAUAUCUCCUCUAUAUUGUGCAGCUCCAACAAAUUUCCGAGAAAAUCACACUUGUUUCAAUGCAGCAUGUCCCAGAAACGCAGAAUACUAGCUUUGGUCUAGAACAUUAUUAUCGCGAGUUGAAAUCUGAACUUGAUUUGUACCGCGCCAAUUUACCAUAUCUCUUGACUGAAAGCCAGAUUCUCUUCAUGCAGUUCUAUACUGUGGAGAUGUAUCUAUGCCAGAUCACGCUCUUCGACCACAAGCCCGGCGCGCAAGCCCUACGCCAUGAGUUGUCCUUCCAGAUUGAAGUGGUGCGCAUGGGACUCACCGCAGCCAAGACGUUACUCCAUUUUUACAUGGGUCUACCCUUAGGCUGCGAUGCUAAGUUUCCCAAUGUGGGAUGGGUUCAACUCGGGUUCGCAGUAACGCUUGCGUGCAAGCUAGUGGUAGCAGCAUCAGAGCCUUCAGUCCAUCCUCAUACAGUCGAUUUAUGUCGUGCGCUGGAUAUCUCUAACACGAUGAGACAAUGUAUUCUUCGCAUCCAGGCCCUCAUCACGUCAGAUAUGGAUGCUUCCGGAGACAGGGAUGUAUUCUUUCACUAUGAAAAGCGCCUGAAGCGUGUACAAUGGUGGUUUGAAAGUCAAGCGAUAUUGGGACCGAACAAUGAUUAUUCUCAUGAUGCGCAACUUGCGGAAGGGAUUGAUCCACCCACCGGAGACCCAGGCCAUUGUGUUGACGCCUUGCAGCCAACAUUGAGCGGUCCAGACAACUAUAUCCAGUGGCCGGGCUUCUUCCCAGAUACGGCGAUUGACGAGAUGUAUAUCGACUGGAUCGCACAAACGACGACAUCAUUGAACCAGCAGCGUUUGGGCUAG